Messenger RNA from Lampris incognitus (smalleye Pacific opah), 1953 nucleotides. RefSeq lists its product as uncharacterized. Lineage: Eukaryota; Metazoa; Chordata; Actinopteri; Lampriformes; Lampridae. The transcript is spliced from 3 exons. The record is from RefSeq and is a predicted model, not a curated record. Bases 630 to 983 code for a protein of 117 amino acids.
GCUGCCAGACGUCCGUAGGGCGGCGAUACGGAAGCGGAAGUUCAGCGUGCUCUGGUUAUGGUGGUGGUGGUGGUGGGGGGGGGGUACCACGUGAGCUCUCUACUGGGUACAGUGGUGGGCGCUACUGGGAAUGGUAGAGUCAGCCCCGGGGUGGGUGCUGGGCAGAUACCAGCGAGGUGUGGUGGUCGGUAGCAGGGGAAGUGGCAGUGGGUGGUGCUCGGAGGGGACGCGCUGGUAGGGGUAGUGUGUGGUACCGGUCAUAGCGGUGGGUAGGUCGGACCGGGUCUGGCUGGGUGCUGGGUAGUACUGGCUGUAGUCAGCUGUUCCUGUCAUGGCUGCAGGUCUUCCGGAUUUCGUUGCGUAACGGCGUGUUGGUUCUUUUAGUCUCCGUUCGUGCCGCUGCAGAGGCCGCGGUGUUCCGCUCUCAAAGCCCGGACCCGAACCCUCCCGAUACCGCAGCAUGACGGAGCCAGGCUGCCAUACUUCACGGUUUUAGCUGCUACGUUCUGGUCACGGAGCUGCGCCGGAAUACAUUUCAGGUUUGGAUCGAAACCAAAGCUGCACAACGGGACAUUCUGAGCCGAUCCACCAGAACCAAAACCUUCAGCCGGAACCUUUAGCCUCCCGUCAUGUUGACUGAAAACAGGAAGCGUCGUCGUAGCUGUGACAGUGAGGAGGACCAGCAGCUGAACCCUCAGGCCAAGAGGUCAGGAGGAGGUCACGAACUGCUCGUGUCUGACUUGGAUUCAGAGCAGUCAUCCAGCAGUGACAGUAAUGGUGGAAUCAGUAGCCCGGAUAGUACAGCAUCAUCCGCCAAAAACACCCUCAGCCCGCAGCCGGAGGACGCCGCCAGAGCCUCGCUGCAGGGUUUCCAUGGCGACAGCAGCUGCAGCAGCAGUGUCUCCUACGACCACAUCAACAGAGUCUUGAGGGAGGCACACUUCAGCAGUCUACAGACAAGGAGUCGACUGCAGUCGACAUGACAGUGACCUUGUCCCUCUGAUAUGUUUGUUUGUAUGUGUAUUGUGUGUGUGUGUGUGCGUGUGCGUAUAUGUACACAGUGUGUGUGGUGGGAGGUUAUGGAGUUUACAGAUAUUGAGCAUGAAGGCCCAUCCCAUGUUUUCACCAUGUUGUCCAUGUGUGGAGACUGUGAGCACACCUGCCUUCCAUGGCCCGGGCACUGUGGUUCUGUGCUGUGUUGUGUAUGUGUGCAUGUGCCCCAAAGCACUUUUUACACAGGGGUGUUCUUCUCUUUACAUGUAUGUGUUGAUGUGUGGACAUUUCAUCGGUGCUAUUUAUAAGACUCUAUGAUCCAGAGUGCUUGCAGUGCUAAAACAAAUCCUAAGCACUUUAUUCACCCCCUCCCCCCACCCCUUGUUCUUCUUAAGACCCGGCAGGCUCCAUGUGGUGUGUUUUCACAUGCAGUGCAUUGUUUCAGAGUUGUUGAUGUUCACUAGGACCGAUCCAUUCUUUCCCAUGGAGCAUUGUUCAAAGAAGCACACAGUCACAUUUGACACUGUGCCUGAGAGCCAAAUGAAAGCAGACCUUUUCCACCAACCUUCUAAAUAUGGCCGACAGCCUGUCUGGGUGUGGCAGCAGCCAUGGUGUCCGGGGUAAUAUGAGAUUUCUGAACAUAUGUGAAACCUGCCAUGAUGUCAUGGAAAAUAAGAGAUUUCCUCUGAGCGUCACCACCCACACCCAACCUCAAAUUAGAACCCUGGCCAGUUCUGGAUUCCUACGAACAACACGGGUCUGCAGAUUAAGCGGGGGUGCGUUCAAGAACAUAGCGCUCGUGACUGAAGAGACUGUUUGCUUCGGUGUGUGGGAACGAGUGUGUACUUUCUCAUCAUAUUUGCACAUUGUGUGUGUGUGUUUUCAAAGCCUGCCUCCCAUACUGGUCUAUGGCCUGUGCAGUAUGACCAAUACACUGUGUUUCAGAGUGAAUAAAUCAGG